CCGCUACAUGUGUGGCUCGCGGCAAGCCAUUCAUUCGCGAGUGUACUUUGCGCGUGCACAAUUACACACAAGAUUUAUUAUACACACUUUUAUAACCGCUUAUCAUCAACUGUAAAAGUGGGGGUCAAAGCGGAACCUAAACAAAUUUGUUAGUCAACAAUUCUUUUGCCAAAACGUCAGUCCGAGGAGAUUUACGGAUUGAUUUUCUUCAGCUUUUUCAGGGAGGAAAAAGGAAGGAUUAUCAAUUCACCUUCCAAUGCCGCGUAUGCCGUCAUUUUUCCUGAUGGGUUUUCGAACGGUCAUUUUGAUCGUGUCCAAGAUAUGGGAGUUUUUCUGUUAUCAGAUCCGGAAAAACACACGGAAGGUAUUCGAGUAUCAGACGAUUCGAUAUGACACAGCUCCUCUUUCACCACUUUCCAGUCACAAACUUUCGUUAGUGAAGAGAAAAAUCUUAGUGCUAGACCUGGACGAAACAUUGGUGCACUCCAAGCAUGUCAGCUCAACAUUUUUACCAAAUAGACCAAGUAUACCUCCAGAUUUUGUGCUUAAGGUGACGAUAGACUCCGUUCCUGAAAGAUUUUAUGUCUACAAAAGACCACAUGUGGACUUCUUUCUUAGCGUAGUUAGCCAAUGGUUUGAGUUGGUAGUCUUCACAGCGAGUAUGGAGAUCUACGGAUCGCCGGUCGUUGAAAAAUUAGAUAACGGUAGAGGCUUACUGCAGAGAAGAUACUAUAGACAGCAUUGCACACUAGACUCAGGGAGCUACACAAAGGAUUUAUCUGCAGUACAUCCAGAUCUCUCUAGUAUAUUCAUUGUGGAUAACUCACCCGGUGCAUACAGGCUCUUUCCAGACAACGGCAUCCCCAUCGUGUCCUGGAUGUCGGAGCCGAGCGACACCGGUCUCCUCAACCUUCUUCCUUUCCUGGACGCCCUGCGUUUCACGGGCGACAUCCGCUCCGUUCUCCGGCGGAACACGAGUCUCACGGCGCCCCCUCAUUUGACCACGUCGUAGCACCCCCCUCUAGAGUUCGCUUUUUAAUCUAGAUUUGAUCCCGUUUUUUAUGUUUUAUGGUCGAGUACAUUGUCAUAUUUUUUUCUUCAUCUGUGUGGUCAAAGAAGUUGUACAGUUGUAUAUAUAUUUAGAUCGAGAUGAGUUCUGUUUGCCCCCCCCCCCCCACAUCCCUAAAUUCUAAGUUGUAUAGAGGAUGAAUACCCUCAGUCAGUGUAAUCUAGCAUUAGUCCCUUUUUUGUACUGUUCAAGAAUGGCAUUGUUUUCAUAGGGAGAGAAGCGAAGUCCAGCUCCUAGCUAGAAAUUGUUGUCUUGAAUCAGGUUCUGUUUAUUGCAAGAAACCAGUAUUACCGGUAAUGCUAAGGUGCAUGUGGGUAGGAAGUUGUUGUGUUUUUUUUUCUCCACUAAAACUAUUGGGUUCAACUAACUGACGAUUUGCUGCAUGUGCUUUAUGCAAUAGGGAAUGUUGACGGAUAUCUGUACAUUCUUAAGUUCGCGAUCAUGAGUGACCUAACAUUUUGUAAUUACGAAGGGAAGACCGAAUGAUUUGAAUUUGGUGAAAUAUUUAGCGUAUUCUACGUGUAGAAGUUUGUGUUUGAUUGCAGCCAUGUAUGGAG
This is a messenger RNA of Strongylocentrotus purpuratus (purple sea urchin), 1626 nucleotides long. It is a transcript of the gene ctdnep1, whose product is annotated as CTD nuclear envelope phosphatase 1A. The coding region runs from base 257 to 1012 and encodes 251 amino acids. Gene Ontology annotation, molecular function: protein serine/threonine phosphatase activity. The transcript is spliced from 7 exons. NCBI's taxonomy places the organism in Eukaryota, Metazoa, Echinodermata, Echinoidea, Camarodonta, Strongylocentrotidae. The record is from RefSeq and is a predicted model, not a curated record.